This is a messenger RNA of Culex pipiens pallens (northern house mosquito), 885 nucleotides long. RefSeq lists its product as uncharacterized. Bases 306 to 863 code for a protein of 185 amino acids. The record is from RefSeq and is a predicted model, not a curated record. The transcript has a single exon. Lineage: Eukaryota; Metazoa; Arthropoda; Insecta; Diptera; Culicidae.
UAACUAUGUGCCAGCAGUCAAAAUUAAUAGUCGCAUCUUUUUUAUAUAAAUUGGGAAAGUAGUUUUUAAGAUGAAUUGCACGAUCCAGCUAUUAGUUGCGCGUGUAGAACACAUGUGGUGUUCAAAAGGUAUCUCUGUGAAGAAUCACACUAACGUUGCGUGCAAAGUGGCGAUUAACUCGGAACCCACGUCCUAUAAUGUUUCCAUCAACAGCCCAGGUAACACGUCCGAACUGGGUUGUUGAAGAUGCAAUCAGGCUUCUUUAAAAGCGCAUAAAUUGCAGGACUUUGAACAGUACGUCAGGAAUGACCUGCAACCGCCUCGUGAUAAUCCUUGCCGCCGUCCUCUGCGCUGAGGUCCUCGCCGUAACGCACGAGGUGCGUCCGGAACGGUUCGAGCAAACGCUCGGCUUCGAGUACGUCAACACGACUGGGAUCCGGGUGAGGAAGUUCAACCGCACCACGUGGAUCUUCGACGGUGAAGGGGAAGCGUUCCAGGACUUUGACGACGACUACAUGUUCACGAUCACGAUGGCGCACAGCCGGCUGGGCAACAACCAGUGGAACGAGUACCCGAUGAAGAUCGCCCGUUCGGGAGCUUGUGAGAUCCUGAACGGGCCGUACAAGGAGUACCAGCAUCACUUUGUCGAGUACACGAAUUUGCCGCGGGUCGGGGAGGAGCGCGUGUGUCCGUUCAAAAAGGGUCUGUACUGGGUGAAGGAGUUUGCACCCGGUACGGACUGGGUUCUGCCGGUCGUUCCGGAGGGCUAUUGGCGGUUCACUGGGGACGUUUACGACAAGGAGGGAAAGCUGAUCAUUCGACUGGCUGGAUAUUUCCAUCUGUCGCGGAAUAUGUUUGAAUAAACAAGCCUUACCCGACAAACUU